Messenger RNA from Megachile rotundata (alfalfa leafcutting bee), 2225 nucleotides. It is a transcript of the gene SCOT, whose product is annotated as Succinyl-CoA:3-ketoacid CoA transferase. The record is from RefSeq and is a predicted model, not a curated record. Gene Ontology annotation, biological process: ketone body catabolic process. NCBI's taxonomy places the organism in Eukaryota, Metazoa, Arthropoda, Insecta, Hymenoptera, Megachilidae. Gene Ontology annotation, cellular component: mitochondrion. Gene Ontology annotation, molecular function: succinyl-CoA:3-oxo-acid CoA-transferase activity.
UUGUUAUUGUUUGCCAAGUACUUUAUCAGAUAAGAAUAUUAUGUCACUAUCACUAUCAUUAUUGGUUGCGUUUAAAAAAACCGCGUGAUGAAAUUCAUACUUGUUUUCAAGUGGCUGAUAUGUGAGUAUAAUUAUUUUAGUUAAUGCCACUCCUUGAAUAUGUAAAUUUAAGUAUUGCCAAUUAAAUCAUCGUGAGUUAACGAAUCGCUGAUAAAGUUGAAACAAGAACUUGUGACUUGUUCAGUUAAUAUUAACAUAUGUAUGGAUAUAUAUAGAUGACUGAAGUGUGCUGUAAAAUUUAACCUGUACAAUCAGACGACGUAUGUAAAUAGUUAUUCUUGUUUUUUAAGGAAAGAAUCAUGGUUUUCGCCAUAAAUAGGGCCGGUUGUUUGCUUCUCCGUGUAAGCACGGGUUCAAGAAGUAAUUACAAAAAUUUAAAACUUUCAAGGAUAUGCUCAGUUAAUUUUUCUAUCAAAACUGAUAUCCCAGAAGUACCGGAGGAACCAAAACUAAUUCCACCAGUGGGCGAAGGAAAAGUGUUUAAAAGUGUGGAUGAAGUAAUAUCAGAUAUGCCAGAUGGUGCCAAACUCUUGGUUGGUGGAUUUGGACUUUGUGGCAUUCCUGAAAACUUAAUUGCUGCUACAUUGAAAAGAGGCGUGAAAGAUUUAACUGUUGUUUCAAAUAAUGCAGGAGUCGAAGAUUUUGGAUUAGGUAUACUUUUAAAGCAGCAAAGGAUCAAGAGAAUGAUUGCAUCCUAUGUUGGUGAAAAUCCUGAAUUUGAGAAACUAUAUCUCAGUGGUAAACUAGAAGUUGAAUUAACACCACAGGGAACAUUAGCAGAACGUAUUCGUGCAGGUGGGGCUGGUAUACCAGCUUUUUAUACCCCAACUGCAUAUGGAACCAUAAUUCAAGAGGGUAAUGUAGUCAUCAAAUAUGGUGAAGAUGGAAAUGCAGAAAUAUCUGGUAAACCAAGAACUGUAGCACAGUUUGAUGGAAGAAACUUUGUAAUGGAAACUGCGAUCACAGGGGAUUUUGCUCUGAUAAAAGCUUGGAAAGCAGAUAAAGCUGGGAAUUUAAUCUUUAGGAAAUCGGCUAGAAAUUUCAAUCCAGUCAUGUGCAAAGCAGCAAAAAUAGCUAUUGCAGAGGUAGAAGAAAUUGUAGAAGUGGGUGAAAUAGAUCCUGACCAUGUUCAUUUGCCUGGUAUUUUUGUGGAUAGAAUUGUGAAAGGACCAGCUUAUGAGAAACGAGUAGAGAAACGAUAUACCAAACAAAACAUGAAGCCCAAGAAGGUAACACCAGCAAGUAAAGCGAGGGACAGGAUCAUCAGACGUGCCGCGCUUGAAUUUAAGAACGGAAUGUAUGCCAAUCUUGGAAUUGGCAUUCCGAUGCUCGCCUGUAAUUAUAUUCCUAAAAAUGUGAAGGUGACUUUGCAAUCAGAAAAUGGUAUACUAGGUCUGGGUCCUUUCCCAGAUGACGAUAACGUUGAUCCAGACCUGAUCAAUGCUGGAAAAGAGACAGUCACAGUCGCACCAGGUGCUUCCUUCUUUAGUAGCGACGAUAGUUUCGCCAUGAUCCGAGGAGGACACAUUGAUUUAACCAUGCUCGGAGCUAUGGAAGUAUCAGAGACCGGAGAUCUGGCCAAUUGGAUGAUUCCAGGAACAAUGGUGAAGGGAAUGGGCGGAGCUAUGGAUUUAGUUUCUGCAGCAAGUACAAAAGUAGUGGUCACCAUGGAACAUAAAGCUAGAAACGGAAGCCCUAAGAUUGUGAAGAAUUGCACGUUACCCGUAACAGGUCAACAAUGCGUAGACUUAAUAAUUACGGAUAUGGCCGUGUUUGAAGUGAUCAAAGGAGAAGGACUGAGAUUAACUGAAAUUGCGCCUAAUGUCGACAUAAGCGAAAUUGUUAGCUCUACUGGCUGCGAAUUUUCAGUAGCCGAUGACCUUAAAGAAAUGGCUCAAGUAGAAAAAGACGAUUGCCAAUAAGGAGAUUCUUAAUUACAAAUAUUCUCAAUUAUGGAUAACAUCCACGAACAAUUUAAUAAGCUUGCUUCGUUAAUAAGUUUACAACACGCAGCAAGAGGGAAUUUAUACAUACUUAAUUAUUCAUGAAUACGUAUCUUUAAGGGCUGUAUAGUUUACUGUAAAUCAAUUUCCUGCAAGCGGUAGCUAGGUUUUAAUAUAAUUUUGUAAUAUACACAAAUAAAAUAUAGUUUAUUUCGAAGAGAA